Coregonus clupeaformis (lake whitefish) is the source of this 3114-nucleotide messenger RNA. RefSeq lists its product as uncharacterized. The record is from RefSeq and is a predicted model, not a curated record. Gene Ontology annotation, molecular function: aspartic-type endopeptidase activity; nucleic acid binding. The transcript has a single exon. Lineage: Eukaryota; Metazoa; Chordata; Actinopteri; Salmoniformes; Salmonidae. Gene Ontology annotation, biological process: proteolysis; DNA integration.
AUGUUUAAUGUGAGUGAGCCGCGCGCAGAGCCUAUCUAUGCUACAGUGGAGGUACAUGGAAAGCAGAUGAGGAUAGAGGUUGACACAGGGGCCUCUGCCUCUGUCAUAAGUGAGGAGACCUACAAACAAAUGUGGGGCUCAAAACAGGCUUCUGCCCUCACACCGGCAGGAAUCAGACUGCGUACGUACACCGGGGAGACCAUACCAUUGCUGGGAACUCUAGAGGUGGACAUUCUAUACAACAGCCAGGAAGCGAGAGCACGGCUCCUGGUGGUGAAAGGGAAUGGGCCUAGUUUACUAGGGUGUGACUGGCUAAACAAAAUACAACUGAACUGGGGUGAGAUAAAACAGAGUGACUGAGGAUGUCAUUCAAAAGUACCCAGAGAUUUUCAACUGGGCACACUGCAGGGCACUGCAGUUAAGCUGUUUGUGGAUCCUCAGGCCGAGCCUCACUUUUUCAAGCCCAGGACAGUGCCUUACGCCAUGAAAAAGAAAGUGAAAGAUGAGUUGGAGCGGCUGCAGGAAACAAACAUCAUUACUCCCAUUCAGUUCUCCCGCUGGGCACCUCCAAUCGUUCCCGUUCUGAAAAGUGAUGGCACUGUGCGUAUAUGUGGGGACUACAAACUCACCAUCAACAGGGCCUCUAAGCUAGACGCUUACCCGCUGCCGCGGGUGGAGGACCUGUUCCCGACACUGGCAGGAGGCAAGACGUUCUCAAAGCUUGACAUGAGUCACGCCUACCAACAGCUCCUCCUGGACGAGGACUCAAAAGAGUAUGUCACAGUCAACACGCACAAAGGCUUGUUCAGGUACAACCGCUUGGUUUUCGGAGUGGCGUCCAGCCCAGCCAUUUUCCAGAGGACAAUGGACAAUCUGCUGCAGGAGAUCCCUCAUGUAGCAGUGUACCUGGAUGACAUCUACCAUCUGGACCAGGUGUUAAAGAGAUUCUCUGAGGCAGGGCUGCGCCUGAAGUGUAGCAAGUGCACAUUCCAAGCACAGAGUGUGACAUACCUAGGUCACAAGAUCACAGCGCAGGGUCUGUGUCCUGUGGAGGACAAAGUCAGGGCAAUCAAGGAUGCUCCAAACCCCAAGAAUGUGUCCAAGCUCAGAUCGUUCCAGGGCAUGGUGAACUACUAUGGUAAGUUCCUCCCUGAGCUGUCAACAGUGUUGGCUCCACUUUAUCAGCUGCUCCACAAAGACUGUAAAUGGAAGUGGGGGCCAUCACAAGAGAAAGCUUUCAAGGAAGUGAAAGCACUAAUACAAUCAGUACAACUUCUGGUUCAUUUUGACCAAGACAAAGAGAUCAUCCUGUCAUGUGACGCCUCGCCCUAUGGCGUUGGGGCAGUACUCUCUCAUCAGAUGGAGGACGGGUCAGAGAAACCCAUUGGAUUCGCAUCACAUACGCUGACGAGUGCUGAGAAGGGUUAUUCACAGUUAGACAAGGAAGGUCUGGCCAUAGUCUUUGCUGUGAAACGCUUCCAUCAGUACCUCUACGGUCGUCAUUUCACCAUAUGUACUGACCGCAAACCACUGAUGAGGCUUUUCAGUGAAUCAAGAUGCAUUCCUCCCAUGGCUUCAGCAAGGAUACAGCGCUGGGCCCUCACACUGUCAGCUUACCAGUACACUAUAGUGUAUAGAGCGGGGAAGGACAAUGCAAACGCAGAUGCACUCAGCCGUCUCCCGCUACCAGAGAUGCCCGCCACAACUGUGGUGCCUCCAGAGACAAUUUUCCUAAUGGAGAGAUUGUCAAACUCACCUGUGAAUGCCAAACAGAUCAAACAGUGGACAGACCGGGAUCCUAUCCUGUCCCAAGUGAAAAAAUUCCUUAUGCAGGGUUGGCCUCCUGUCAUAGAGGAUGAUGGACUAAGACCUUAUGCAAAGCGCAAAACUGAGCUGAGUGUGCAGGAUGGCUGCAUACUCUGGGGGUCCAGAGUGGUUGUUCCAUCCCCUGGCUGUGCACAAGUCAUGGAUGAGGUCCAUGAGGCUCACCCGGGUGCCUCCCAGAUGAAAAGUUUAGCCAGAUCUUACAUCUGGUGGCCUAACAUGGAUCAGGACGUAGAAAACAAAGUUAAAUCAUGUUCUGAGUGUCAGAGUAACCAGAAGAUGGCGCCGCCCGCGCCACUACAUCUGUGGGAGUGGCCUGACCGCCCAUGGUCCAGGCUGCACAUAGACUUUGCAGGCCCUUUCAUGGGUCACAUGUUCCUUGUCAUGGUGGACGCGCACUCCAAGUGGCUGGAGGCUCACAUCAUGAGCAACAUCACAGCGACCACAGCCAUCGAAAAGCUUCGGCAGGUGUUUGCAACCCAUGGUCUGCCUGACUCUCUUGUGUCCGACAACGCAACAACAUUUACCUGUGACUUGUUCCAAGAAUUCAUGCGUAGAAACGGGAUUCGCCAUGUCCGCAGCGCUCCGUUUCACCCGGCCUCAAAUGGCUUAGCGGAGCGGGCUGUGCAGACACUGAAAGAGGGGCUCAAAAGGAUGACUGGGGGAACCAUCACAACUAAGCUCUCUCGGUUCUUGUUCCAGUACCGCAUCACGCCACAAACAACAACAGGACAGGCUCCAGCGGAGAUGUUGAUGGGCAGGAAGCCAAAAGCUCACCUGGAUCUACUGCGUCCGGACAUCAAAACACGAGUGGAACGGAAGCAGGAGAAACAAAAAGAGAGACAUGACCAUCACGCGAGGGAGAGACAGUUAAAACCCAAUGACACUGUCUACAUCCGCAACUUCACAAGCAGCCAACGCUGGUUGCCAGGUAUCAUUCUGAGUCAGAGUGGUCCCGUCUCCUUUGUAGUCAAACUGACUGAUGGUCGAGUCAUGCGCAGACACCAGAACCACCUACGCCUGCACUAUGACAAAGACAAUACCAUGUUUUCAGACGGAACAGCUGUGGGUGGUAGUAUACAAGUUGAAACCCCACAGGAAACAGUAUCUGAGGAACAGGGGCAUUCAGUGGUUCCAGCAGAGGGUGAUGGACAUUCUCUCACAAACACCCAACCCGCUCCUAUGCCCUCAGACCCAGCUCCACUGGGACACGCCUUACCUGUGUCUCGUGGCACACCAGGAGUACUGCGCAGAUCACAGCGUAGUCACAAGCCUCCUGAAAGUAGUUGA